AUGUCGACCGCCGACGAGCACCAGGGCACUCAUCGCAAGCCCGAACUGGCUCAUGGAAAGCAUGGCGCUCAGCAAGAGCAGUCCAUGACUCUGUGGAAGGCAAUCCGGCUCUAUCCCAAGGCUGUGGGUUGGUCGGUGUUGCUGUCCUCCACGCUGAUCAUGGAGGGCUAUGAUCUGGCGCUGCUUGGGUCCAUGUAUGCCUCGCCUCCCUUCAACAAGAAGUACGGCGUGCCCACGUCCGAUGGUAAAUGGGGUGUCCCGGCGUCCUGGCAGUCGGCCCUCUCCAACGGAGCUCGAGUGGGCGAGGUCUUCGGUUUGUUGAUCAACGGUCUGAUCUGCGAACGAAUUGGAUAUCGCUGGACCAUGAUCAGUGCUUUAAUCGCUAUGAACGCCGUCAUUUUCAUCUUCUUCUUCGCCGUUAACGUGCAGAUGUUGCUCGCUGCUGAGAUCCUGGCCGGUAUCCCCUGGGGUAUCUUUCAGACCCUGCCAGCGCAGUAUGCGUCGGAAGUGUGUCCCGUGGUGCUCCGCCCAUACCUGACGACCUAUAUCAACAUGUGCUGGGUGAUAGGUCAAUUCGUGGCCGUCGGCGUCAACCGUGGCUCUAUCCCGCGUGAUGACCAGUGGGCUUACCGCAUCCCCUUCGCUAUUCAAUGGGUGUGGCCUCUCCCCAUUCUCCUUGGAAUCCUCUUCGCUCCCGAGUCCCCCUGGUGGCAUGUUCGUCGCGGUGAUGUGGACGGUGCCCAUCGUGCACUGAAGCGAUUGACAUCCACUGGAGACCCGACCUUCGACGCCGAUGCGACCAUCGCUAUGAUCGAGCAUACCAACGAGCUGGAGAAGUCGCUGUCCGCCGGCACACGAUACAUCGACUGCUUCAAGGGUGUCAACCUGCGACGGACAGAGGUCGUGUGUGGUGUGUGGCUGGUGCAGACCCUCUGUGGACAGAACCUGAUGGGCUACUUUGCCUAUUUCUGCGUGCAAGCUGGAUUGCCCACGGUCCAGUCGUUCAACCUCUCCUUGGCCCAGUAUGCUCUCGGAUUGCUGGGCACAAUGGGCUCAUGGUUCUUGAUGUCUGUUGCUGGUCGUCGCACACUGCACCUUUGUGGUCUGACGGCUGCCUUCAUCCUGAUGUUGAUCACGGGCAGUCUACACUGGGCGCCGGAGGAAAACAACGCAGCCAAAUGGGCGGUUGGUGUCAUGUUGAUCAUCUUCACCUUCUGCUACGACAUCACGAUCGGUCCCAUCACUUACUCCCUCGUGACGGAACUGUCAUCCACCCGGCUGAAGGCCAAGACGAUCGUGCUCGCCCGUGCCGGAUACAACAUCAGCAACAUCGUUGUCAACGUGUUGACCAACUACCAACUCAACUCGACCGCGUGGAACUGGGGCGCUGCUACCGCCUGGUUUUGGGGAGGAACCUGUCUCUGCUGUCUGGUGUGGGCUUUUUUCCGCGUGCCUGAGCCCAAGGGACGCACGUAUGAGGAGCUGGAUGUGCUGUUUGAGCGUGGAGUGUCGGCCAGGAAGUUCCACAAGACGCAUGUUGAUCCCUAUGAGGACUCGGUCGAGGUGCAUGAGGAUCAUGCAAAGGAAAUACUCGUAAUCGCAGUCUUAAGUAUGCCCAAUACCAAUAUUGACCUUCUCGGCACUGAAACUGAGGGGAUCGACGCUGUCCAGGACCUGCACCCUCGGCUGCGGGAUGGACUGAAAUCGGCGGGAAUCAGAGAGCUCACUGCAGUUCAGAGAAAGCUCCUCGAAAAAUCCAUGACUGGUCUGGACGUGGUUUGUAUCGCAGGGGAUCGCCACCGCUCAACCAUGGGCAGCGUGAUUGCAAUCCUGAAUGCAAUGCUGCAUUGGGAGACAGCGUGUCAAGCGAACUGGGAGACAGCGUGGCAUGCCCUUCUGGUAUUUCCAAACAUCAACAAAGCGAAGGAGUUCUCCGAAUUCCUUGGACGCCUGGCGCCAUCGACCAAACUUGUACGGCGGACUUUGAUUGAGGACGGUGAAGUGGACACUGACCUCAUCCAACCCCAUCUUCACCACUUGCUCGUUGCAACACCACAGGCACUGCUUCCUCGCGUCGAGUACAAAGAAGUGAAUCUGGAGUGGUUUCACUACAUUCUUUUCGACGGACCUUAUGAAACGCUGCAACCCGAUGAUCCAGGGGAGGACUGGAUGAAGUUCUGGGUAGAGCUCACACAGCAGAAUAGCAUACGCGUUGUCAAUAGUCCCGUCGGAAUUUCGAUCCCCGUUCUGAGGAGGUUUCUGCGACCUCUCCCCGAGUUUGAAAAGCUAUCAGCCGACGCUCCCGACGAGAAGUUGGUCGUGUUCGAGCUCAAACCCACAGAGAGUCGUCGGGCAGGCCUCCUCAGAUUCAUCCAAGAUCAUCUCCCCAAACGGAGGCAGCUCCUGAUUCUCACCGAUAGCUUCCACGACUCAAAUGGCUUACAUGCUUUUCUGAAGCAGCGAUUAGGGCGUCGUUAUGCUGUUAGAAGAACAUGUCCUAGGCAGGAAGAAACAGAGAUAGCCAUUGCCUCUUUUAGAGCUGGAGACACAAAGAUUUUCAUUCAUCACGGCGAGCCUCUGGACAGCCUCAAUGGCUACAAAGUACGAUUUGUGCUUUUCUUCACUGUCCCUGUCGCCUUGGGUCGUAUCUUUAUGGCCAUGAACUACAUUUCUGACACAGUCGGAUGCAUUCUUUUGCUUGUGGAUCCAGAAUCUGACAAGGAUCGCAUGCUCAGCGGUCAGUGGGACUUAUGGCAGCAAACAGUCGCAACGCAAGUAUCCGACAGGCUCUGUGUCACUGGGCUUCCAACCAACUGGUCAAAUCCGCGGGUCCUGGAAGCUAUGGCGCAGUACGAGCCCAAAAACAUUGAAAGAUACACAGAGACGGGAGACUGCGAAGAACUUCCAAUUGAAGGAUUCUGA
Molecule: messenger RNA, 2922 nt
Organism: Aspergillus terreus NIH2624
Lineage: Eukaryota; Fungi; Ascomycota; Eurotiomycetes; Eurotiales; Aspergillaceae
Product: putative MFS maltose permease
Exons: 4
Coding region: 1-2922 (973 amino acids)
Biological process (GO): transmembrane transport; carbohydrate transport
Cellular component (GO): membrane
Molecular function (GO): carbohydrate:proton symporter activity
Source: RefSeq, a predicted model, not a curated record